Messenger RNA from Schizophyllum commune H4-8, 4440 nucleotides. RefSeq lists its product as uncharacterized. The transcript is spliced from 8 exons. Bases 1 to 4440 code for a protein of 1479 amino acids. Gene Ontology annotation, cellular component: cytoplasm; TORC1 complex. Gene Ontology annotation, biological process: cellular response to amino acid stimulus; positive regulation of protein serine/threonine kinase activity; positive regulation of cell growth. Lineage: Eukaryota; Fungi; Basidiomycota; Agaricomycetes; Agaricales; Schizophyllaceae. Gene Ontology annotation, molecular function: protein binding; protein-macromolecule adaptor activity. The record is from RefSeq and is a predicted model, not a curated record.
AUGCACACCUCCACCACCGACGCCGUCCUGGACACCGCUCCCCCCAUCCCUUACUGGAACACCAAGCGCCAUCUGACCUGCGGCAACCCUACCCCCGCCCCAUCAUGGUCAGCCAAGCCUACGGCGUGGAGGCCAGCGCCCGGCAAGCUCAAGACGUCUUACGCCGCGCUCGUGCUCUGCCUCAACAUUGAUGUCGAUCCCCCAGACGUGGUCAAGACGAACCCCUGCGCGCACCUCGAGUGUUGGGUCGAUCCGCAUUCAAUGCCCUCGCACAAGGCCCUUGAGGCGAUCGGCAACAACCUGAAGCACCAAUUCGAGUGCUUGAGCUUGAAGAUCCCAUACAAGCCUAUACUAGAUCCGUCGUACGAGGACCUGCGGAGAUUCUGUCAGUCUCUGCGGCGGCAAGCUCAGGAUGACGCGGUGCUAUUCCACUACAAUGGACAUGGUGUGCCGAAGCCAACUGCGAGCGGCGAGCUGUGGUGCUUCAACCGUGACUAUACGCAGUACAUCCCAGUAUCGCUGCAGGAGGUGCAGAACUGGCUAGGGGCGCCGGGCGUCUACAUCUGGGAUUGCUCCGCCGCUGGCCACCUCCUCACCAAUUUCAACAUAUUCGCUCAGCGCCGAGACCAGGAGAUGCAGCUGCAGCCGGGCGUGUACGGGAGCAAACCCCCCUACGCGUCCUCGCUGCAGCUAGCGGCGUGCCUGGCGCAUGAGCAGUUGCCGUCGUGCCCAGAGUUGCCGGCGGACCUAUUCACGUCCUGCUUGACGUCGCCGAUAGACAUCGCGCUGCGGUUCUUUCUCAUGAACCAUCAACUGCCGAACAACAUCAAGAUCGACAUGGUCUUGCAGUUGCCGGGAGACUUGAAGGAUCGCAAGACGCCGCUUGGGGAGCUGAACUGGAUAUUCACCGCCAUCACGGACACCAUCGCGUGGACGACUUUUGACCACGACACCUUCACCCGCCUAUACCGCUGUGACCUGCUUAUCGCAUGUCUCUUCCGUAAUUUCCUCCUCGCGGAGCGUAUCAUGAAGAAUUACUCAUGCACGCCACACACGUCGCCCGCUCUACCACCGACGAACACACAUCCACUGUGGGCGACUUGGGAUCUGGCUGUUGAUACGUGUCUACGCCAACUCCCCAGUCUCCUCUACAUCACGCCAGAAGACCCGAAGGCGGCAGCACCCAGCCCACCGCAGAGUGGCACGAACGUGGCCGUGCCAGGGCGCAUUGGCCAGAUGUAUCGCCAGCAGGACAAGAACGCACCUCCGAUACCGGUGCCGCCGGAGGGCAAGAAGCCCUACGUCUACAUGCCCAGCCGCUUCUUCUCCGACCAGCUUACCGCCUUCGAGGUGUGGAUAUCGCGUGGCGGGUCCGCCCUGACGAGAAGGGGGCCUAUGUCACUUCCCUCGUCGGGAGAGCGGGGUGCCUCAGAGGAAGCACUCGAUCAGAAGGCGGAAAUGCAGCAGCUGCUCAAUGGCCAACACCAUCUGGUACCCAGGAAGCCGCCUGACCAGCUGCCAAUCGUGCUGCAGGUCCUGCUGUCGCAGCCGCACCGGCUCCGCGCGCUCAUCCUGCUCUCGCAAUUCGUGGACCUCGGACCGUGGGCGGUCAAUCUCGUCCUCACCAUCGGCAUCUUCCCCUACAUCUCCAAGCUCCUGCAGGCCGCUGGGCAGGACCUCCGCCCCGUCCUCAUCUUCAUCUGGGCGCGUAUCAUGGCCGUGGAUCCCUCUGUGCAGAACGACCUCUACGCGUCGCACGGGUACAAGUACUUCUCGAACAUCCUCAGCCUGCGCGACGAGCACGCGCUGCCGAACAGCUCCGAGCACAAGGCGAUGUGCUCGUUCAUCCUCUCCGCGCUCUCGCGCGACUUUGUACACGGGCAGAAUGCAUGCCGCCACGAGCGUGUGUUCGACAACUGCUUCGAUGCGCUGAACGACGGGGACUUCCUCCUCAGGCAGUGGUCCGCGCUGUGCAUCGCGCAGAUGUGGGACGCGAACGACGAGAUGAAGAUUUAUGGGGUGGACCAUGGCGCGCAAGACCGUCUCGUGGGCUUACUGUCCGACGACUCGGUCGAGGUGCGAUGUGCGGCGCUUUACGCGCUGGGCACGUUCUUUGGCGCAAGUGGGUCGGCGAACCCCCAGAAGCGCGGCGGCGGAGGAACAGGAAUGAUGAGCCAGCUAGACGAGACGGUCCAGUUCCGGAUGGAGAUCGCGGUCGCAACGGGCGCGACGCUUGCCAUCCGCGAGGACGCGAGCCCGAUGUGCAGGAAGGAGUUGCUGGUGAUGCUGAGCUGCUUGGUAAAGGAAUGGCGCGGGUACUUCAUCAUCUGCGCGUGGCUUUACUGGGAGGAGGAUCGCAAGUGGCGGUUGGGCGGUAGUGUCGACGAGGAUGAUCUAGCCAGCCAGGCGGUCGCAGAAUGGCUCGACGAAUGUCCGGAUGAUGAUACACGGGAGGGUCAGCGGGUUCUACUAUCGUCAUUCUUCACGAUUUUCGUCUGCUUGCUCGACUUCUCAGUCGACCCGUAUAGCGAGGUCUCGACGCACGCGCAGACGAUUGUGGACUAUAUCAUGGCGCUGCUCCUUGAGUCGCCCUUUAGCCGCGUCGACUCAGCUACUCUGGGAUCUGCACCGACACGGAGCUUCAGCCCAGAUCGGCACCAUGGUCAUCGGUCACGGCUUUCGUCAGUGCAAAUGUCACCUACGAUCGCUCCAGGGUCCCCCAGUAUCGCUCGGCCAUCAUUAUCUCGCGCCGACACAGUGACGAGUACCUUCUCCAGCACUCUCAAGCGCACUGGCUCCUUCGCCAACGCGCUCAAGUCCCUCGCCAAUGGCAUUUCCUUCCCCUCCACCGAGGACCUGCGCCUCGCCCCCGCCGCCCUCGCCCCUCAGCCACCCAAACCAGACUCCGACCUUACCCGCCCUCCAUCCCCCAACCUCAAUAUCGCAAGCUACUCUUCGCCCUAUCCUCCACCUGCUGUGGAUACAUCCGACAACUUCUCGAACGAGCCUAGCGACUUCUACCCGUCGGACGUGAUGCAGGCGCUGAUUGCGGAAGACAUGGAGCGCCUGCGUGCGAGGCGAAGGACACCGCAUCAGGCGCACCACUACCAGCAGCUGUACGGGCAGCCGGACAUGAUGCCGAGCCCGAGCAGCAGCACGUUCUCGAUGGAGAGUGGGAUCAUCCUGGGUUUGGGUACGGGAAAGAAUGUACGGGAGACGCUGCCGUUGAAGAGCGUGUACUAUGACUUCUGCUGCGAGUACUUCAAGGAGCCGCAGAUGCGGCAAGCGGAAGCGGACGAGCCAGGAAGCAUCGAGUACAACUAUCAGGUGUGGCGGCAGCAAAGGAAUGAGAUCGUCAACGUCGAGACGGAGCAUCAAGCACCGAUUGCAGAUUCGUGCCGCUGGGAUCGCUCUGUUGCGACGAUACAGACGGCGAGCUACCCGUUGACGAUCGCUUUCCACUCCUACGAUCAGCACGUCGUUAUAGCGAACGACAAGGACACGAUCAGUGUCUGGGACUGGUCCAAGCGAAGGCGACUAUGUUACUUCUGCAACGGCAAUCCGCGAGGGACGAACAUCACCGCACUUGAGAUCGUCAAUCAAGACAUCGGUGGUAUCAUUGUGUCCGGAUCAGCGGAUGGUGUUGUCCGUCUGUAUAGAAAUUAUGACCCGGCGCUGCAGCAAGGCCCGUUGCAGAUGGUAUCGUCGUGGCGAGCGAUCAACGAACUGAUAUACACGGACCAUGGCGCGGGCUUGAUCAUGGAUUGGCAGCAGGCGUCUGGUGUGCUGCUUGUUGGCGGAGACUCGCGCACGGUCAAGGUUUGGGAUGCGCAAACCGAGACGUCGGUGUCGGAUCUCGAUACCAACUCCAACGCGCCAUUAACGUCAAUGACAAGCGACGUUGCUUACCCGCAGACGUUCGUUGCGGGCUUCGCGGACGGCGCAGUCAAGGUCUUCGACCGGCGUUUAGACGAUGAGCAGGCGAUCGUUCGGUCGUACACAGAGCACAACUCGUGGGUGCAGAAUGUGAAGUGGCUCCCGAAAGGCGAUCGUCAGCCCAUGUCGGCAAGCCUGGAUGGCGAGGUGAAGUUGUGGGAUUUGCGAGGGAGUGAGAUGUCUGUACAGACUUGGGACACGCAGAGCACUGGGAUCUCCGCCUUUGACAUCCAUCCGCUGACAUCGGUCUUUGCGACCACCUCCGCGGUCACGCCUAAUAAUUGGAGAAGUCAACGUGUUCUAGUGCAGAACGCGAUGGACUCGCCGGAUACUUCCCUCUCGUCAUUCAUGUUGCCCACCGGUUUGGGAACCUCGCCUACGCGGACGUUCUCCACUCCCUACAUGCCUCGUUGGACGUCGCUUGCCUUCCACCCGAAGGAAAUGUUGUAUGCGAUUGGCGCCCCGGAUGGAAACUUGCGCAUCAUGGGCUGCAAACUAGCCUGA